UUCCCACUGGCCGAAUGGUUUAUACCAUAAUCAACAAACGAGAAUCGGUCAUACAGGGUCUGGUCAAAAUCACCUGAACUUGGAUUUUGGGGACAUGGAUUCCCAUAAUUAACAAAUGAGAAUUGGUCAUACGGGCUCUUGUCGCAAUCAGACCAAUGUAAUCGAUGACAUAAAAGAUACCAAUGUAAUCGAUGACGUAAAAGAUUGUGUCUAUGUAUAUAUAUGUGCAUAUCGUGAACACAUUAUCUGCAGAAUUGUGGGAUUGCUGAGAGUUGACAAAAAGAUGGGAUCACUAGCCAAAACAGCCCAUGAAAUGGCCAUUGACGGUGAUGAACCACCUCCCCGGUACUUCAUCAAUGAAAACACUUUUGGGUCGAUAGAUGCAUCUCCUCCGCCGCUUCCUAUUCCUACUAUCGAUAUCAGUCUCCUCUCAUUGCCUUCUUCCGGCGAAGAAGUGGAGCAACUCAGAUCAGCUCUCAGCUCAUGGGGCUGCAUCCAGGUAAUAGGACAUGGGAUUCCAGAUUCAUACCUCGACAAGAUACGGGAAGUUGCAAAGCAGUUCUUUUUGCUUCCAAUGGAAGAGAAAAAGAAGUACUCCCGAGGGGAAAAAGACGGUGAAGGGUAUGGUGGCGACUUGGUUGUUUCGGAGAAACAAGUUCUCGACUGGUCGGACCGCCUGACUCUUAAAGUACUCCCUCAAGAUGAAAGAAGACCCAAUCUUUGGCCCGAAUUCCCAACUGAGUUCAGAGAGGUUUUGCAUGAAUACACCAUGAAGAUAAAGUAUGUCCUGGAUACUCUUUUCAAGGCCAUAGCAAGGUCAUUGAAUUUGGAAGAGGAUGCCUUUCUGAACCAAUUUGGAGAUCGAGCACGCUUGACGGGAAGAUUUAAUUUCUACCCUCCAUGCCCACGACCGGAUCAGGUUCUCGGGCUUAAACCCCAUUCAGACAGGUCAGGCAUGACUGUUCUCUUGCAAGACAGAGAAGUGGAAGGCCUUCAUGUGCUAAAAGAUAAUCAGUGGUUUCGGGUUCCCAUUAUUCCGCAUGCUCUUGUCGUCAAUGUCGGCGAUCAAAUGCAGAUAAUGACAAACGGAAUAAUCAAGAGCCCUAUACACAGAGCCGUAACAAAUCGAACGAGGCUGAGGAUUUCUGUGGCUGUAUCUAAUGAAGCAGAGCCGGAGAAAGAGAUCGGACCGGCGGAAGGCUUGAUUGAUGAGGAGAGGCCAAGGUUGUACAGGAAUGUGAAGAACUACGGUGCCAUCAACUUUCAAUGCUUCCAGAGGGGAGUGGUAGCUAUUGACAGUGUCAAAAUCUGAUUCCCAGUUGAGUGAAAUAAGGAGCAGCCUAUAUUACAUGGACUCAGAGCCAGAGGCGGAGCCAUGUUGGGGCUCGGGGGGCCCCGACCCUCCGAGCGUUCAAGUUUUAAAAUUUUUAUUUUGUAUAUACCUGAUUUUGAAUGUUAUUUAUAACUAUUCGUGUAUAGCAACUUAUAAUCUUAAUAAUUCUAGUUUGAUUUGGUAAA
Messenger RNA from Rhododendron vialii, 1518 nucleotides. RefSeq names its product protein SRG1-like. The record is from RefSeq and is a predicted model, not a curated record. Lineage: Eukaryota; Viridiplantae; Streptophyta; Magnoliopsida; Ericales; Ericaceae. The transcript has 4 exons. The coding region runs from base 116 to 1312 and encodes 398 amino acids.